This is a messenger RNA of Tyto alba (common barn owl), 2012 nucleotides long. RefSeq names its product target of EGR1, exonuclease (gene TOE1). Gene Ontology annotation, molecular function: snRNA binding; 3'-5'-RNA exonuclease activity; metal ion binding. Bases 226 to 1869 code for a protein of 547 amino acids. Gene Ontology annotation, biological process: snRNA 3'-end processing. Lineage: Eukaryota; Metazoa; Chordata; Aves; Strigiformes; Tytonidae. Gene Ontology annotation, cellular component: Cajal body; cytoplasm. The record is from RefSeq and is a predicted model, not a curated record. The transcript has 7 exons.
CCUUUCCCCCGCACGAGAAGGACCCCAACGGGCUGCGCAAGCAAAACGCCCGUUUACCGAAAAAAAAAAGUAAAUUUCGGUUGAAAACGGGUUUUCGAGAAGGGGGGGGGGCGGAAAAAAAAAAAAAAAAAAAAAAAACAAACAAACCAAAAAAGUCCGGCGGUGGCGGGUGGCAGGAAGCGAGCAGGCGGCGCGCGGGCGGGGCGGAGGCCCCCGGGAGCGGCCAUGGCGCGGCGGCGCGUGCCGGUGGUGGACGUGCAGAGCGACAACUUCGCGGAGCUGUGGCCGUCGGUGGUGCUGGCCCUGCGCACCGCCACCUUCGUGGCCGUGGACACGGAGCUGAGCGGCCUCGGCGCCAGGAAGUCGCUGCUGAGCCCGUGCAUCGAGGAGCGGUACCGGGCUGUCUGCAGCGCGGCCCGCAGCCGCGCCGUCCUCUCCCUGGGCAUCGCCUGCUUCAAGCGGCUCCCGGAGAAGUCCGAGAGCGCGUAUCUCUGCCAGAUCUACAACCUGACGCUGCUCUGCAUGGAGGAUUACGUUGUCGAGCCCCAGUCGGUGCAGUUCCUGGUGCAGCACGGCUUUGAUUUCAACAAGCAGUACUCCCAGGGGAUUCCUUACCACAAAGGCAACGACAAGAGCGAUGAGAACCAGAGCCAGAGCGUUCGGACUUUGUUUCUGGAGCUCAUACGAGCAAAGAAGCCUCUCAUUCUUCAUAAUGGCCUGAUCGACCUGGUCUUUCUGUACCAGUGCUUUUACGCUCAUCUCCCCGACAGCCUCGGCACCUUCACCGCUGACCUCUCGGAAAUGUUUCCAGCAGGAAUAUAUGACACCAAAUAUGCUUCAGAGUUUGAGACUCGCUUUGUAGCAUCCUACUUGGAGUAUGCUUACAAGAAGUGCCAGCGAGAGAACUGCAAGCUGAAGGACUCCGGCAGCCAGCACCUCACCAUUGAGUUCUGCAACUACCCUGCCAACAUGUCCCGUUACAUCGACUAUCGCCACUGCGCUUUUGAAGAAGAAAGCCACAAUGUGGGAGGGGGAAAUAAGGUGCCUGUCUGUGAGAAAUUUUCGGCCUAUGGCUGGUGUCCAAAAGGGGUGAAGUGUCCACAGUCUCAUAACAUUGACCUCAUAAUUGAUGAGGACGACAGGCUUUGGGAGGAGAAGAGGAAGAAACGGAAACACAAGUGGAAGCGUCGGAAGAACACAGCAGAGCCUGCAAAGGUGUUCAGGCAGGAAAGCUCAGGGAAAGAAACGGAGCUAGCUCAGAAUGGAGAGGAGGGACCACCACGAAAACAGAGCUGCUAUGAGGCUGCAGCUGCUACGGAGCUGGAAGAGAUCACACCCAACAGUGAGGGCAGGCCACAGGAGGAGAAUUCCAUGGACGUGGAACCGGAGGUCAGCUCAGAUACCAGCACACAACGGGAAGAGGACCUGGGAAGCACUGAAGAAAGCACUGCCCAGGUAGCAGCUGCUGUGAGCCCUUCUGCCAAGGGAAAUGCCUCUGCCAGUGGCCAAGUGGAAGAGGAGAAGUCAGAGGUUUCUGCGGGGGUGGGCUCAGUCGGUCACCCAGACAUCCCCGAGACUGAAGCAGCAUGUGCUGCAGAAAAGGAGAAGGAAACCCAUGCUCCACCUUCCCAGGGAGGCACACACCGAGCUGGCUUUGAUGCGUUCAUGACUGGCUAUAUCAUGGCUUAUGUCUGGAUGCUCAAGAAAGGAAAAAACACAGAUGCUGGUGCAGGGCCUUGGUUACCAGACUGCCAUAAUAAACUAUACCUCAGUGGGAAAUCAGUGCCACUUCAAAUAGUGAAGAGCUUGUUUUCUAAAUCUUCCAAAGCUCACAGCCAGAAGAUGAAGUUGGCCUGGGCCAGUGGCUAGAGCUAGAGGACUCCUCACUGAACUGGGCUUUUUUUCCCCUCAAGUUUUGAAGUUCUUUAUUCCGUCAAGAACUGACCAGAAGGGGAGCAAGUUUCUCACUUUUUUGUUUUGACUUCUGACUGAUUAAAUUGCUCUCAAUUGGA